GGGAGCGGAGCGGGUCCGAGGUGGGAGGCGCACGAACCGGCUCUGGGAGCCCCUCCCAAGUCCCUGUGCCCAGCGCCCUGUGCCCUACGCGACGGCCGUGCCAGGACUCCAGGAGGGCAGGUGUAGAGGGAGCAAAGGGGACCACGGCCAAAGGUAGAAGCAAGUCCUGCAGAAAGAAAGGCGCUGCUGCUCCGGCUGCUGCCUCCGCCACUGCCGCCACCACCGAACCAGCGUCCAGAGCGGGGCUGGCAGGCCAGGCACGGAGACGAGAGGAGCGAGGGGCGAGCUCAUGGAGCACACGCACGCCCACCUCGUAGCCAACAGCUCGUUGUCCUGGUCCCCCGGCUCGACCUGCGGCUUGGGCUUCGUGCCCGUGGUUUAUUACAGCCUCUUGCUGUGCCUCGGUUUACCAGCCAAUAUCCUGACAGUGAUCAUUCUCUCUCAGCUGGUAGCUAGAAGGCAGAAGUCCUCCUACAACUAUCUCUUGGCACUUGCUGCUGCUGACAUCUUGGUCCUCUUUUUCAUUGUGUUUGUGGACUUCCUGUUGGAAGACUUCAUCUUGAACAUGCAGAUGCCUCAGGUGCCCAAUAAGAUCAUAGAAGUGCUGGAAUUUUCAUCCAUCCACACUUCUAUUUGGAUUACUGUUCCAUUAACCAUUGAUCGGUAUAUCGCAGUCUGCCACCCACUCAAGUACCACACGGUCUCCUACCCAGCCCGCACCCGGAAAGUCAUUGUAAGUGUUUACAUCACCUGCUUCCUGACCAGCAUCCCCUACUACUGGUGGCCCAACAUCUGGACUGAAGACUACAUCAGCACCUCCAUGCAUCACGUCCUUAUCUGGAUUCACUGCUUCACCGUGUACUUGGUGCCCUGCUCCAUUUUCUUCAUCUUGAACUCAAUCAUUGUGUACAAGCUCAGGAGGAAAAGCAAUUUUCGCCUCCGUGGCUAUUCCACAGGGAAAACUACUGCCAUCUUGUUCACCAUUACCUCCAUCUUUGCCACACUCUGGGCCCCCCGCAUCGUCAUGAUUCUCUACCACCUCUAUGGGGCACCUAUCCAAAACCGCUGGCUGGUGCACAUCAUGUCCGACAUUGCCAACAUGCUGGCCCUUCUGAACACAGCCAUCAACUUCUUCCUCUACUGCUUCAUCAGCAAGAGGUUCCGCACUAUGGCGGCCGCCACGCUCAAGGCCUUCUUCAAGUGCCAAAAGCAACCUGUACAGUUCUACACCAACCAUAACUUUUCCAUAACAAGUAGCCCCUGGAUCUCACCAGCCAACUCACACUGUAUCAAGAUGCUGGUGUACCAGUAUGACAAAAAUGGAAAACCUAUAAAAGUAUCCCCAUGACCUCACAGGUUUGGCACCUAGUGCCUCUGUCUAAUCUAUUUCCAGAUGGGAGGGUAGCCCACUUAAAAGUGCUAACCUGAUUUCCUAUCUCCACAGACUGAGCAACCCUCAGACUGGUAGAUGAGAAAAGAUGGAAGAGAAGAAAGAAAAGCAUCAAUCUUGUUUUCAUUUGUGCAUUUAUUUUCACAAUGUCACUUGACAGCAGAAUUUCUACCAGUUUGAAGAUGUCUUUAGAGGUUGUGUCAUCAUCCUGUGGCCAAUGAGGACACAGGAAAGAAAUAGUCUAUGACUUUGCCUUGGCACCAUCCAGUCAUUGGGAACCUCUCAUUUAUGUGACACACCAAGCCACAAUAGCAGGUAGCUGAGUCCACACUCUUCCUCUAAGAGCUGAGGUCAACCAUCUCUUCCCUGUGCCAUCCCCAGCAGCUAAUAAUGCUGACCAUUGGGAUUUGGGAUUUUUCCAAGGUGCCCUUUGUCCUAGAGAAGGUUGUGGUCUUGAAGUGGCCCUGGAACCCUAAGCUACAGAAUGACACUGUAAGGGGACAAGCAAGUAUUAAUCCCAUCCAAACUCUAGCCAGAGCUUCUUUGGAAAGGCUUCAAACCAACAUAACUAUGACCCUCAGAUUUGGGUCUAAAAUGCAGGCUUUCUAUUUGUCAUUAUGUAUAGAUUUUAUCUAUCUCCUCCAAAACAAAGACCCCUGCCUGGUGCGUGGGGGGAAGGAGGAUCUCUUGAGCCCAGAAAAACAAAAAAAUAAGCCCACUCUUGCCAUUGUUUCGAUCCAUCCCGUGUCAGCUGUGUAUGAUCCCUUUACUCAAAAUAGCUUCUUAUUGCGGUGCCACUUAAGCUUCCUGGAGAAGCCUUUUACAUGUAGAGUUGACAACCCUGCCUCCUUGCUUGCUGAAGCCCUCACCAAAUUGUUUUAUCUGAAGUGACUUCCAAACUGGACUUAAUUUUCAAGGGUCAGGAACUGUAGCCCUCCAGGUGUGAAAGGAGACAUUCUUAGCUCUGCCCCACAGUCUACCUGGUAUUACUAUUCAGCCACAAAUGCAGAUAAAAUUCACACGGAAAGGUGCCCAUGUUGUCUGCUUGUGUGCCCUUUGAUGCAUAUGGCUCAAAAGGGUGGUACCAGUUUUCAGUGAAGCUACUUAAUUCAGAUCCUUUGCAAAAUGAUAAAAUAUGAAUUUAUUUAGCUCUUCUCCCCUUGCCUGUCCAAGGCAAGAAGAGCCCUCUGAUGUAAUUAAUAGGGGCUUCCCUCGGAUUUGCCACUCAUGUGUGUACACACACAUGCCCACACAUGUUUGAUUAUAUUAGGCUUAUAUGUAUCCAGUAAUGUAUUUUAAAAGGAAAACCAUGCUGGAGUUCCACUUAUUUAGCUUUUUAAAAAUUUCUCUUCCAGAUUACCAGUAUUUGAAAUUAUCUGUGUUCUGGAAGAAAUCUCCCCAAAAUGAUUUUGGAAUUGUAUGGUGUUUUUGGUGAGCAAACAAAAAGCAAACAGUCCUCCUGGAACACUUGGUUCCUCAGGCUGGAUUCUUACUACAUUUUUAGUCCUAAAUUGGAAGACGUGUCUACCCUUUUUAAGGAAAUCUGCAAUAAAAUGAGUAUGGUAGAAAAGGCCCCAGUGCAACACAAGCCCUAAACAAUUAGUCAAUGCCCUCAAUACUAAGUCAAUAUAAUUUUAGGUCAUGGUAGUCCUGAUUAUUCUAAUUCCUACUCCUUUUAAAUGACUGCAGUAGAGUCUCAUCUUACCCAAAGAUUAGAUUCUAAAGUCAGUGCAAAAGAAAAAAAUCUGGCAGAGCCGAAGUUACUUCUGCAAGGUCCUGAGGAAGGAACCGUAUUGGAGACCAUAUUCUAAUCCUUAUAAAACCUAACUCAGCUAAGUUCUUCUCCAGCAAUAGAACAGAUUUCUUAUACCAAGGAUAAGACAAAGUUGGCAUGCAUUUAGAGACCUCCCUUCACUGUAUGAAUCUAAUGUAUCCAAGAACAUUAAGAUCGCACUGGUGCAGCAAGAUGCUCCCACUAGAAGAGGUUCACGGAAGUUGUAUGAGGGACAAACAGGUUAGUAUGUCCCAUAUCACACUCUCCCCAGCGCACAUGUGCAUCAAAUGGAAUGGUGGGCAGACUCUCCCACAACCUUUAAAUUGCAUUUCUCUUUCAGUUUCUUUUUUGCCAAGCACAUGUAGUCCAAAUAUGUCGUGUUCAUUAAGUGUGUGUAUGAUGCA
Molecule: messenger RNA, 3568 nt
Organism: Felis catus (domestic cat)
Lineage: Eukaryota; Metazoa; Chordata; Mammalia; Carnivora; Felidae
Gene: GPR139
Product: G protein-coupled receptor 139
Exons: 2
Coding region: 290-1348 (352 amino acids)
Biological process (GO): G protein-coupled receptor signaling pathway
Cellular component (GO): membrane
Molecular function (GO): neuropeptide receptor activity
Source: RefSeq, a predicted model, not a curated record